Zonotrichia albicollis (white-throated sparrow) is the source of this 1923-nucleotide messenger RNA. Lineage: Eukaryota; Metazoa; Chordata; Aves; Passeriformes; Passerellidae. The record is from RefSeq and is a predicted model, not a curated record.
AUGGUCCAUCCCCUGGUGCUCAGCCUGCAGGAGAGGCUUUCUUUUAAAUAUGGUUUCUCCCAGGUGCAGCUUGUUGGUUUGGAUGAAGAGAGCUCAGAAUUCAUUUGCAGGAACACCUUUGAUCACCCCUACCCCACCACAAAGCUGAUGUGGAUCCCAGACACCAAGGGAGUCUACCCAGACCUGCUGGCCACCAGUGGUGACUACCUGCGAGUGUGGAGGGUGGGUGAAACUGAGACCCGGCUGGAGUGUUUGCUGAACAACAACAAGAACUCGGAUUUCUGUGCUCCACUGACGUCAUUUGACUGGAAUGAAGUGGAUCCUUACCUGUUAGGUACCUCUAGUAUUGACACAACCUGCACUAUUUGGGGUCUGGAGACAGGACAGGUUCUGGGAAGAGUAAAUUUGGUGUCUGGCCACGUGAAGACCCAGCUUAUUGCACAUGACAAAGAGGUGAUGGGGGAUUUUGAUNNGUUCGCCUCGGUGGGCGCCGAUGGCUCGGUCAGGAUGUUCGACCUGCGGCACCUGGAGCACAGCACCAUCAUCUACGAGGACCCCCAGCACCACCCGCUGCUGCGCCUCUGCUGGAACAAGCAGGACCCCAACUACCUGGCCACCAUGGCCAUGGAUGGCAUGGAGGUUGUGAUUCUAGAUGUCAGAGUUCCCUGCACCCCUGUUGCCAGGUUAAACAACCACAGAGCAUGUGUAAAUGGAAUAGCCUGGGCACCUCACUCUUCCUGCCACAUCUGUACAGCAGCGGAUGAUCACCAGGCUCUCAUCUGGGACAUCCAGCAGAUGCCUCGUGCCAUCGAGGACCCCAUCCUGGCCUACACAGCCGAGGGAGAGAUCAACAAUGUACAGUGGGCAUCCACCCAGCCAGACUGGAUAGCCAUCUGCUACAACAACUGCCUGGAGAUCCUCAGAGUCUAACUUUGCAGCUUGGUGCACACUGAGGCAGGGCUGUGUCCUUCCCCCUCCCCUCUAAAGUAAGAACACCACCAGUCAAGUGGCCAGUAUCUGUUGUUGCUUUGCAUCUGCUGUUACAAGAAACUGUUACAAGAAUCGAUGGCAGGGGUCUCCUGUCUCUCAAGACUCUAAAAUGCAGAGACGUGCUGAGCCUCUUGGAACUUCUGGGUUCUGGUUUUCUUGUGAAAUUCUUUUUUUUUCCCUCAGUAAAAGUUCUGUAUAUUUGUUUGUUGACUGUAUUAAUAAGCUUGCAGGCUUUUAAGUUGCUGCAUAUGUCCAUGUGUUUGUCAGCCAGCUGAGGCAGCACAUCCACCAGUUUAACAGAUGCAGGUGCAAAACAAGGUGGGGGGAAAAAGACAAUGAUGUUAACGGCCACCUUGGCAGGAAUCUUUAUCAUUCCUGUUGUUGCUGCCUCUAAACUGUUUAAACGUUUGUAUGUUUUUUAUAUAUUGGGCUAACUUUCUAUUGAGUAAGGUUUUUCUCCCUAAUUCUUACUUUUGAUAUGUGAUCCACUUCCAUAUGUCCAAAGCAGGACCUGUUCAUGGAUACAAACCACAGUAACACUGCAGGCUCCCUGGCAGUAAAGGCCUGCCAGAAUUAACUGUUGCCUUGGCUCCCUGUAUCUGGUGACCUGGGCAGAAUUUUCUGGUGCUGUGAAGUACAAGUACUUGUUGCACAAUUUCUUUACACUUUUCUGAUGCUCAAGGCAGUUGUUACUAUGGUAGGUCUUAUUUUUAAAUUCUAACUGAGUUUGUGUGUAUCCUGCAGUGGUGUUAGCAAACAGAGCAGUGAUAGGUUGAGAAUGAAGAUCUGUGCAUGACAUGAGCUCCCAGGAGGUAAACAAUUCCUGAAAAAAUGUAUUUGUAAUGGGCUUGGGAUUGACACUUCCAACCAAAUUAUUUCCCCUUGGAAGACUUACCUUAUCUAAAUCAAAAUAAAAUGGUUUCACACUUUGUA